This is a messenger RNA of Funneliformis geosporum, 1980 nucleotides long. Lineage: Eukaryota; Fungi; Glomeromycota; Glomeromycetes; Glomerales; Glomeraceae. The record is from the annotation of a GenBank genome assembly.
AUGAAGAAAGUAACUUUCUUCAAAUUCAUUGCAGUGCUAUGUUCACUGUUAAUAGCCAUUCCUAUUGCAAUAGUAGUUGCUGAUGAAAAACCUGAUCUUGGUACAGUUAUCGGUAUAGAUUUAGGUACGACCUAUUCUUGUGUUGGUGUUCACGUAAAUGGAAGAGUUGAAAUAUUAGCCAAUGACCAGGGUAAUCGUAUCACACCUUCGUACGUUGCCUUUACCGAUGAUGAACGUCUAGUCGGUGAUGCAGCAAAAAAUCAGUUUGCCAACAACCCUCAAAACACCAUUUUUGACGCCAAACGAUUGAUUGGUCGUCGCUUUUCCGACAAAGAAGUUCAACAAGAUAUUAAACACUUUCCAUUUAAGGUUAUUGACAAGGACGGUAAACCAGCUAUUCAAGUCACAGUAAAAGGUGAAGAAAAAGUAUUUACACCAGAAGAAAUUUCGGCCAUGGUUCUUGGUAAAAUGAAAGAAAUUGCCGAAUCAUAUUUAGGCAAGAAAGUCACACAUGCGGUAGUUACGGUUCCAGCUUAUUUUAAUGACGCUCAAAGACAAGCUACAAAGGAUGCUGGCACAAUUGCUGGUCUUAAUGUCCUCCGUAUUGUAAAUGAACCUACAGCCGCUGCAAUUGCAUAUGGUCUUGAUAAAUCCGAUGGUGAACGUCAAAUUUUAGUCUAUGAUCUUGGUGGUGGUACCUUUGAUGUCUCCCUCUUGUCGAUCGAUGAUGGUGUUUUUGAAGUAUUGUCAACUGCUGGCGAUACUCACUUGGGAGGUGAAGAUUUCGACAACCGGCUUAUCGAUCACUUUGUUAAGGUCUAUAAAAAGAAGAAUAAGGUUGAUGUUACUUCAGAUUUAAAAGCCAUGGGUAAAUUAAAACGAGAAGUCGAAAAGGCCAAGCGUACGUUAUCCUCCCAAAUGUCAACUCGUAUUGAAAUCGAAUCAUUCCACGAUGGAAAAGAUUUUUCUGAAACUUUGACUCGUGCCAAAUUUGAAGAACUUAAUAACGAUCUCUUCCGUAAAACGAUAAAACCUGUUGAUAAUGUGUUGAAAGAUGCAAAUAUCGAAAAGAAGGAUGUACAGGAUAUUGUUCUUGUUGGUGGUUCCACCCGUAUUCCCAAAGUUCAACAACUCCUUGAAGAAUUCUUUAACGGCAAAAAGGCCUCCAAAAAUAUCAAUCCUGAUGAAGCUGUUGCAUAUGGUGCCGCCGUACAAGGUGGUAUUCUUUCUGGAGAUGAACAUGUCAAAGAAAUUCUUUUGGUUGAUGUUUGUCCCCUUACUCUUGGUAUUGAAACGACCGGUGGUGUGAUGACAAAAUUGAUUCCUCGUAAUACUGUAAUUCCCACAAAGAAGUCACAAAUUUUCUCAACCGCCGCGGAUAAUCAACCUACCGUAUUAAUUCAAGUUUUCGAAGGUGAACGAUCUAUGACUAAAGAUAACAACUUACUUGGCAAGUUCGAAUUGACAGGCAUACCACCUGCACCACGAGGUAUACCACAGAUUGAGGUUACUUUUGAAAUUGAUACCAAUGGUAUAAUGAAAGUAUCUGCGGUUGAUAAGGGCACAGGAAAAUCUGAAUCGAUUACAAUUACCAAUGAUAAAGGUCGUCUCUCUAAAGAAGAGAUCGAUCGUAUGGUUGAAGAAGCCGAACAAUUUGCCGAAGAGGAUAAGGUUCAAAAGGAACGAAUCGAAGCCAGAAAUCAACUUGAAAACUUUGCAUACUCCCUCAAAAAUCAAAUCGCUGAUGAUAACGACCUUGGUAAGAAACUCAGUGACGAGGACAAGAAAACCAUUAAAGAUGCAAUCAAGUCAGUUGAAGAUUGGUUAAAUGAACAUUCAAAUUCUGCGAUGAAAGAAGAUUUUGAUGAAAAACGAGAAGAAUUAGAAUCUAUUGUCAAGCCAAUAACUUCAAAAUUAUAUGCGGACCAAACUCCACCUUCACAAGACGAUGAAGAGCCACCAACUCAUGAUGAAUUAUAG